Messenger RNA from Leguminivora glycinivorella, 9677 nucleotides. It is a transcript of the gene Sdb, whose product is annotated as titin. Gene Ontology annotation, molecular function: microtubule binding. Gene Ontology annotation, cellular component: ciliary basal body; sperm flagellum; axonemal microtubule. Gene Ontology annotation, biological process: microtubule anchoring. Bases 213 to 9545 code for a protein of 3110 amino acids. NCBI's taxonomy places the organism in Eukaryota, Metazoa, Arthropoda, Insecta, Lepidoptera, Tortricidae. The record is from RefSeq and is a predicted model, not a curated record. The transcript has 4 exons.
CGCAGAAUCCGCGGCACAGUCGCGAGGAGCGCGCGCACCGCACCACGCGGCAACGACACGAACGACCCGCGAGACAUAACACACGGCAAUUGUUUGACUAAUAUGUGAUUUUAUAUAAGACUAUUUAAAAAAUAUUUAAUCGUAAUAUAAGGAUCUCGUUUAUAGUUUUACUAUAAGUUAUUAAUCGUUUAUUUAUUGAAAGUGGGACCAAAAUGACGAUAAAAAAUAAAAAGACUAAAUCGAAGACGUCCGAGGCGUCGACUAGUGCGAGCAGUGUGCAGAAGUCCAGCUCGAGCACGUCCACGACCGUGCAGCAUAGUAGCAACACGCUGCAGAAGGUGUCGUCCGGCAAGAAAGUGCGCUACAUCCAGGUGAAGGUGGAGGAAGAUGAUCCUCUCAUGAUCACGGAGAUCUCGGACAACAUGUCGCACAGCGGCUCCACCGUGUCUGAAGCCUACAACAGCCAUCCUCACUACAUCAUCGCCGAAGCACCUUCCAUGACCGAUUUAUCCCAGCUGCCUCAAUCCCGCCAAGAUCACCAUGUCAGCGACAUGGUACAGUCCACCACCGGCGAGUUUGUAUCGAGCUCCCUGCACGAGUCCUCGACUUCGCACCAGCAGAGCUCGACCAGUGAAACAUUCCAAUCGUCGUCCGCAUCUGUGCAGCGUUCAGGAUCUAGUCACAGCCGCAGUCAACUUGAAAGCAGUGUCGAUGCUACCGGCAGCCAGACACUUAAUACCGGUUUUAUUGAUAACUCGGUUCGUGACAAUUCCGGCGUGAAUACGAAAUUUUUGUCCAGAUCUCAAGGCGCUAAUUCUACUAAUUCGUUCCUCGAGAUGGAACGUCAGGAACUUACGUCUCAGUCUUCGAACGCGCAUACUAGUGCUACUACAGAAGCUACGACGACUAGUUCAACUCAUCAAUCAUCGCAACAGCAUUCAGAUCACCAUCACCAACAUCACAAAAAUGUAACUGGAGAUAAAAUAACCGGUCAGAACUUCACUCCUAAAGGUAAAAACGUGCAAACUGUACGAUCGGACUCCUCUAAUUUCUAUGGAGGCGAAGGUACUCUUGACAAAAACGCCAAAACAAAACAAUACAGCAGCACGUCGCAUACCAGUGAGGCUAAAAGUAGCAGUGUGACUAAAUCAUCGUCAUCGUCGUAUGUCGUGGAAAUUGUCGACGGCAAAGAACGAAUUAUCGACAGUUCAAGCAGGGAAUGGGGAGAUGCCCAAAAGCAAGCCACCAGUGAAGCCUACGCCAGUGUAAGCGGCAGCGACAUUAAGCCUCAAUCAGUGCACAGCGUGCAGAAUUACGACAUGAAGUCCAAAUAUGAUACUGGGAAACCAGGUCAAAAACCUUCCAGUCAAAUGACCAUUAAAGAAGACUCAAAGCUUGUUAAAGACGGAAACCAGAUUACCACUCAUUCAAGCGUUGUUUCUGAAAAAGACAAUGCAAAACAGCGUCAAAUUAGUUCUACAAAAGAGCAAUUGCUGUCGUCUGAUCAACAGUACAAUGCGUCAACUUCAGAUACUUCCAAACAUGUCAAAGACCAACUUAAUAAAACUACCACAUUUGAUACUUCAAAGCAUGUCCUUGACCAACAAAAACAUACAACUGUAUCAGACACAACUAGCCAUCAAGUAAGUGAACAGCGUAGCACGUCAACUUCUGAUACUACCAACAUUCAGAAGAGCAGCAAUAUCGUUGAAAGCAUCAAUAAAAGUAACGAAACUGUUAAUGAGAGAAGAAAGAACUUAAAUCAAACUGAUUCAUCGAACUUUUAUGGCUAUGAUUCAACUAUACAAAAUGAAUUGCAAAAAGUUGGCGAUAUUUUGAAUGUAAGAAAUGUGGACAACCUUAACUUCUCAACUAAAAUUAUGAAGAGCAACACAAGCAGUGCACAACAAGCAUCUACGUCUUCAUACAGAAUUGAAAUAGUCGAUGGAAAGGAAUCAGUCGUCGAUAGCUCUCACCGAGAAUGGGGCGACAGCAAGGAUCAUUCCACGUACGAAAAGAGUCACAAUGUUAGUGGGACUGGAAUCAAACCAGAACACGAGUACCGUCGUCAUGUUCUCGAUAAAGAAUCUCAUUAUGAUACAGGGAAAAAAGGAGUCCCCACUAGUUCUACCCAGAUUACAGAGGAAUCGCUUUUGGUAAAGGAUGGCCAAGAAAUAGCCUCAACAAGCAAUACUUAUAUAGGCGAUUUCACUAAGAAACAAGCAAUAACUGACCAUACUGACACUGAAGAUAUCUUGAAUAAGAGAAUCCAAGAUACUACUGAUAGAUCUAAUAUUACUGAUUCUACUACUUAUCACUCAACAAUGACCGAUACUAAGUCUUCAAAUGUAAACAUUAAAGAUACGACUGAUUUUGUAAACAUAGAGAAGCAAAACUUGACUAAAGAAAAUAGUUCAACAUCUCAAACUAAAGAUACUUUGACCACUUAUGAACAAAGUACUGGGACCUGGAAUGGUAAAUUUACCUAUGAAACUGAUGAUGACAGGCCAAAAAGACCGAAAGAAAUGUCACCUUUUGGUAGACCGGAACCGAGGCACCAUCUAAAGCGCCAGGAUACUGAAGAAAACAUAAUUUUAUCUUCAAGAGAUAUUAAGGAUUUCACAUCUAUAACAGACUUGAGAAAGAUCAUUGAAUCUACACAAUCUAAGAAAGACGUAACAGUCAGUGAUAAGAGCAUUGUUAUCAAACGAAACAUAGAUGACAGGGUUUUGAAGGACAUUCUUGAAACAGUCAAGAAAUAUCCAUUCAAAAGAAUCGAGAAAGUGACUUUUGGUACAAAAAUAAAUGAAGAUGUCAAGGAUCUUUAUGAAGGAAUAGACACCGAGGAGCAAACAACCGUAAUUAACACCAGCAGCACCGAUGUGAUUAAGAAAUCAUUCCAAGUGGAGAAGAAUAGAAGUCAGGUCGAGGUUAUCAGAUACGUUAAUGAGAACGGUAUCAAAACAAGGAUUGUUACUUACGAGGACGCGAAAGAAGAUGAUAAAGUGAAAACAAACGUAUACGUAGACAAUACUUCGUCGUUAGACGUCAAAAACUUGACCGACGUUCGUACGACGAAAGACGUAUUGCGCGAAUACGACGUGGUGGACCACGCCAUCACCGAAGAUGUGACCACCGUCCGCUCUGUUUACGACGAGAAGAUCGACAGGAAAACAGUGCGAGACGACAGGACCACCGUGGACGAGACGGUCAUCCAGGAGACCAGGACACGCGGGCCCAAGAAACCCGAGAAGACCGUCGUCAAGGAGCAGUGUAUUUGCGAAAUCUGCACUUGUGGGCGUCACCGCUGCCCACACAACGAUGUCCCGGAGCCAUUGUUCGAUGUGGCGCACACGACGAGCGUGGUCUCCGCGUACAAGCAAGACUACGACGAGAAGCACGUCAGCCGCACCACCGCCGUCCACCACGAGGACCAUCUUCGCCUUGAGGGCGAUUUCCAGAAGCCCGAGCGCCAAGAGUGGCACCCGGCCGAGCGGCCCAAACCCACCAAACCAGAGGACAAUCUUAGACCCGAGGGCGAUUUUGAGAAGAGGCGUCCCGAAGAAUGGCGUCCCGGCGACAGAGCUCCCGUGAAACGGCCAGAAGACAACCUCAAACCAGAGGGUGAGUUUGAAAAACGCCGUCCUGAUGAAUGGCAACCGGGAGACCGUGCUCCUGUCCGCAAGCCUCAGGACAAUCUUCGCCCCGAAGGCGAUUUUGAAAAACGGCGCCCGGAGGAAUGGAAGCCUGGGGACCGUGCUCCCGUUCGUCGUCCCGAUGAUAACUUAAGGCCGGAAGGCGCCUUUACCACUCCUGAAAAAGAACAAUGGCGUCCAGCAGAAAGGCAGAGGCCGAAAAAGCCAGAAGACAAUUUGAGACCUGAGGGCGAGUUCACUUCUCCCGAGAAAGAGCCCUGGCAGCCUGCCGAUAGGCAGAAACCCAAAAAGCCAGAGGACAACCUUAGACCAGAGGGUGACUUUGAAAAGCGACGUCCUGAGGAGUGGCGCCCGGGAGAUAGGGCUCCAGUACAUAAGCCCGAGGAUAAUUUAAGACCCGAAGGAGAAUUCACUUCACCUGAGAAAGAACCUUGGCGUCCAGCUGAGAGGCAGAAGCCUAAGAAACCAGAAGACAACUUAAGGCCUGAAGGUGAUUUUGAGAAACGUAAACCCGAAGAAUGGCAGCCAGGUGACAGAGCUCCGGUACGAAAACCGGAGGAUAACCUCAGACCAGAAGGUGAUUUCGAAAAACGCCGACCAGAAGACUGGCAGCCAGCGGACCGACAAAAACCCAAGAAACCCCAAGAUAACUUGAGGCCAGAAGGAUAUUUCGAAACACAGAAGCCUGAUGAAUGGCGGCCCGCUGAACGCCGUGAACCAACGAAGCCUAAAGAUAACCUCAAACCUGAAGGUGACUUUGAAAAACCGAAACAUGAUGAAUGGCGGCCGGCUGAAAGGCAGACUCCCAAGAAACCGCAAGACAAUCUCAGACCUGAAGGUGAUUUCGAAAAGAGAAGACCUGAAGAAUGGCAACCAGGUGACCGAGCCCCAGUCCGUAAGCCAGAGGAUAAUUUGAGGCCUGAGGGAGAUUUCGAAAAACGCCGACCAGAGGAUUGGCAGCCUGCUGAUAGACAGAAACCUAAAAAACCUCAAGAUAAUCUGAGACCGGAAGGUGAUUUUGAAACCCAAAAGCCCGAUAAAUGGCGCCCCGCUGAACGACGUGAACCAACUAAGCCGAAAGAUAACCUUAAACCUGAGGGUGAUUUUGAAAAACCUAAGCACGAGGAGUGGCGUCCAGCUGAAAGGCAAACUCCUAAGAAACCCCAAGAUAAUCUCAGGCCAGAAGGUGAAUUUGAAUCUCCAAGGCACGAGGAAUGGCGUCCUGCAGAAAGACCAGAAGUUAAGAAGCCGAAAGAUAAUUUAAGACCUGAAGGUGAAUUUGAAAAACCCAAGCAUGAUGAAUGGCGGCCAGCUGAAAGACAGACUCCCAAAAAACCGCAAGAUAAUCUCAGACCAGAGGGAGACUUCGAAACCCAAAAGCCCGAUCAAUGGCGUCCGGCGGAACGUAGAGAGCCUACCAAACCCAAGGACAACCUCAAACCAGAAGGCGACUUCGAGCAGCCAAAGCAUGAUGAGUGGCGUCCAGCAGAGAGGCAGACUCCUAAAAAGCCUCAAGAUAAUCUCAAGCCUGAAGGAGACUUUGCUCAACGCCAGCCUGAAGAGUGGCGCCCGGGCGACAGAGCUCCAGUGCGUCGUCCCGAAGACAACCUUAAGCCAGAAGGAGAAUUCACUUCUCCUGAAAAAGUACCUUGGAGACCGGCAGAACUACAGAAGCCCAAGAAACCGGAAGAUAAUCUGAAACCUGAAGGAGAAUUCACAUCUCCGAAAAAAGAUGAAUGGAGACCGGCAGAGAAAGCUGUAGUGAAGAAGCCAGAAGACAAUCUUCGACCCGAAGGAGAGUUUACCAAGAGAACAACAGACUACACGGUUGUGACUGGCGAGAGGGCUGAAAUAAUACGCCGCACCGAUAACAUCAUCACUGAAGGAGAAUUCACAGAUACCACUACGUCUCGCACCGAAUACACAGUAAAACCAGUGGAAAGACCAAAACCUGUACGACGCAACACUUGGACAAAGAUCGAAGGAGAAAUGACCACAGAUACAACAUCAAAAUCUGAAUACAUCGACUAUACAGACAUCGUUGAAAGAACUGUUAUAUCUACGAAGAAAACGGACAAUUUGAUUCAAAAGGGUGAAAUUGACUUCGUUACUUCUAACCAAGAAGAUUAUACGCAAAAAAUGACUCCAGUGGAACGUCCCCAAAGACGUCGCACUUGGACUAAAGAAGAUUUUGAGAAGUUUUAUUCAACAGAUGACCUGCAAAAAGUUACGACAACACAAGAAGAAUACAGGACAUAUGAAGAAACUGACAUCAGACAGCAACAGAUUAUCAGGAAAGAUAACCUCCACAUGGAGGGAACGUUUGAAACUCACACUGUGUCUCAUGAUGCUUAUCAAGGCCCUGAGCUGACUGAAAGGCCAAAACAGAAGAAGCCAAUAGACAAUCUUCGGCCUGAAGGUGAAUUUGAGACUCCUAAGCAAGACAAGUGGCGUCCCGCUGAGCGACGAGAAAUUACUAAGCCAAAGGACAACCUGAAACCAGAAGGAGAAUUCGAAUCACCCAAACACGAAGAGUGGCGUCCCGCUGAAAGGCCAGAGGUGAAGAAACCUAAGGAUAACCUGAGACCAGAAGGCGAUUUUGAAAAACCAAAACAUGAAGAAUGGCGCCCCGCCGAACGUCAAACGCCUAAGAAACCACAAGACAACUUGCGCCCCGAAGGAGAUUUUGAAACACAGAAGCCCGAUGAAUGGCGUCCUGCUGAACGUCGUGAGCCGACAAAGCCUAAGGAUAACCUCAAACCGGAGGGUGAAUUUGAAAAACCUAAACACGACGAAUGGCGUCCGGCAGAGCGACAAACUCCAAAGAAACCGCAGGAUAAUUUAAAACCUGAAGGUGAAUUUGAAUCUCCUCGGCACGAGGAAUGGCGUCCAGCUGAGCGGCAAACUCUCAAGAAGCCUCAAGAUAAUUUGAGACCUGAGGGCGAUUUCGAGACUCAAAAACCAGAUCAGUGGCGUCCAGCGGAACGCAGAGAGCCAACUAAACCUAAGGACAACCUCAAACCAGAGGGAGAAUUCGAGCAGCCGAAGCACGAGGAGUGGCGCCCAGCCGAGCGUCAAACUCCGAAAAAGCCUCAAGACAAUCUGCGCCCUGAAGGUGAUUUCGAGACUCAGAAACCCGAUGAAUGGCGUCCUGCCGAACGUCGUGAGCCGACAAAGCCCAAAGAUAACUUAAAACCAGAAGGUGAAUUUGAAAAGCCAAAACAUGACGAGUGGCGACCAGCCGAGAGACAAACUCCUAAAAAGCCCCAAGAUAAUCUAAAGCCUGAAGGUGAAUUUGAGUCACCCAAGCAUGAGGAAUGGCGCCCAGCGGAAAGACCUGAAGUUAGAAAGCCAAAAGAUAAUCUUAAGCCUGAAGGUGAUUUCGAGACGCAAAAGCCUGACCAGUGGCGUCCUGCUGAACGUCGUGAACCGACAAAGCCUAAAGAUAAUCUUAAACCUGAAGGAGACUUUGCGACUCAGAGGCCCGAGGUAUGGCGCCCUGCUGAACGUCGUGAACCUACUAAGCCUAAAGAUAACUUAAAACCAGAGGGUGAAUUUGAGAAACCGAAGCAUGACGAAUGGCGUCCAGCAGAACGCCAAACUCCUAAGAAACCGCAAGAUAAUUUAAGACCAGAAGGUGAAUUCGAGUCUCCGAAGCACGAAGAGUGGCGCCCUGCCGAACGACCUGAAGUGAAAAAGCCAAAGGACAAUUUAAGGCCUGAAGGAGAUUUCGAGACUCAGAAACCCGAUGAAUGGCGCCCCGCUGAACGUCGCGAGCCUACUAAACCUAAGGACAAUCUGAAACCAGAGGGUGAAUUUGAAAAACCCAAGCACGACGAAUGGCGUCCGGCUGAGAGACAGACUCCUAAGAAACCUCAAGAUAACUUGAAACCGGAAGGAGACUUUGAACAACCGACACAUGAGGAAUGGCGACCAGCAGAAAGGCAGACUCCUAAAAAGCCACAAGACAAUCUGCGACCCGAAGGUGACUUUGAAACUCAAAAACCAGACCAAUGGCGUCCCGCUGAACGUCGUGAACCUACUAAACCUAAGGAUAACCUUAAACCCGAGGGUGACUUUGAGACACAAAAACCUGAUGAGUGGCGCCCCGCUGAACGUCGAGAGCCAACCAAGCCCAAAGACAACCUGAAACCUGAGGGUGAAUUCGAAAAACCCAAACACGAUGAGUGGCGUCCCGCCGAGAGACAAACCCCUAAGAAGCCCCAAGACAACCUAAAACCAGAGGGCAAAUUUGAGCAGCCCAAACACGAAAAAUGGCAGCCCGCAGAACGCCCAGAGGCGAAGAAACCCAAAGACAACCUUAAGCCUGAGGGAGAUUUCGAAACUCAGAAGCCAGAGGAAUGGCGCCCCGCGGAGCGCCGCGAACCGACAAAGCCUAAAGAUAAUCUGAGACCUGAAGGUGAAUUCGAGAAACCUAAGCAUGACGAAUGGCGCCCAGCGGAGCGGCAAACUCCUAAGAAGCCGCAAGAUAAUUUAAGACCAGAAGGUGAAUUUGAAUCUCCAAGGCACGAGGAAUGGCGACCUGCGGAGAGGCCAGAAGUUAGAAAACCAAAAGAUAACUUAAGGCCUGAAGGUGAGUUUGAAAAACCCAAGCACGACGAAUGGCGCCCUGCUGAGAGGCAGACACCUAAAAAACCUCAAGACAAUCUGAAACCUGAAGGUGACUUCCAACAGCCUAAACACGAGGAGUGGCGUCCGGCCGAACGCCAAACACCGAAAAAACCUCAGGAUAAUUUACGCCCUGAAGGAGAUUUCGAAAAACCAAAACAUGACGAAUGGCGACCAGCAGAGAGGCAAACUCCUAAAAAGCCUCAAGAUAAUCUCAAGCCCGAAGGUGAGUUUGAGUCACCCAAACCUGAGCAGUGGCGCCCUGCGGAAAGGCCCGAAGUCAGGAAACCAAAGGAUAACCUCAAACCCGAAGGUGACUUCGAGACACAAAAGCCUGAUCAAUGGCGCCCCGCUGAACGCCGCGAGCCGACUAAACCUAAGGACAAUUUGAAACCAGAGGGUGAAUUCGAAAAACCGAAGCACGAUGAGUGGCGUCCGGCUGAAAGGCAAACACCCAAGAAACCUCAAGACAAUCUUAAGCCUGAAGGUGAAUUUGAGCAGCCGAAACACGAUAAAUGGCAACCCGCUGAACGCCCGGAGGUCAAGAAACCGAAAGAUAACUUGAAACCAGAAGGAGAUUUUGCGACACAAAAACCAGAUGAAUGGCGCCCUGCAGAACGCCGAGAACCAACUAAGCCUAAAGAUAAUCUGAAACCAGAAGGUGAAUUCGAGAAACCAAAACACGACGAAUGGCGUCCUGCUGAAAGGCCUGAAGUUAAGAAACCUAAGGAUAACCUUAAGCCGGAAGGUGAAUUUGAGAAACCUAAGCACGAUGAGUGGCGCCCAGCUGAUCGUCAAACUCCCAAGAAACCGCAAGAUAAUCUCCGACCCGAAGGCGAUUUCGAAAAGCCCAAACAUGACGAAUGGCGUCCGGCUGAAAGACCUGAAGUUAAAAAACCGAAAGACAACUUACGACCUGAAGGAGAAUUCGAAAAGCCCAAACAUGAUGAAUGGCGUCCAGCGGAACGCCAAACACCUAAGAAGCCUCAGGACAAUCUAAAACCUGAAGGUGAGUUUGAAACUCCUAAACAUGACAAAUGGCGCCCUGCCGAAAGGCCUGAAGCUAAGAAACCGAAAGACAACUUGAAACCUGAAGGUGAAUUUGAAAAACCUAAACACGACGAGUGGCGGCCUGCUGAAAGGCAAAAACCUAAAAAACCUCAAGACAAUUUGCACCCAGAGGGCGAGUUCCAAAACCAAAACACGAUGAGUGGCGGCCAGCAGAAAGGCCCGAAGCUAAAAAGCCUAAAGAUAAUCUAAGACCUGAAGGUGACUUCGAAAAGCCAAAGCAUGAUGAGUGGAAGCCUGCUGAACGGCAGACACCUAAAAAACCACAGGACAACCUCCGUCCAGAGGGAGAAUUCGAGACUCCAAAGCAGGAUAAGUGGCGGC